CGUAAGGAAGGAAAACGGUUGUUGAAAAACCUCUGCCGUCAAAGUACGGUAGUUUUUCGUUGCCGCCAAUUCUUACUACUUGCCAUAAAUUCACGACAACACCUACUCACAGGCACCAUUUCCCAGAAAAAUGUCCACCAUGGCGAAUCGCAUGCUCCCCCUUCUCUCAACAAAGCUCUGCUCGAGAUCUGCUGCAACCAAGAUCUGCCGUCAAAGCAUUCGUUCAUUUUCUGGCUUGCCUCACACCCCUGCGAAUCGAAGAAACGACAAGGAUGAACGACGACAGAUCCACACGACGCGCCCCUGCAAUGCCGAUGUCGCAGAUGCAUCCCCUACCGUUUCCUCCACUGAAUCAUCGGGCAUUAUUGACCGAUUUGUUGUCACAGCGGAAGUAACGGUUUCGAAGAUUUUCCCCGCUGGAUUCGGUUGGCAAACGUCUUCCAUUAUUGCCGAGAACCAAUUUGGCUUUGCCCCCGAUACUCUGAACUUUGCUCUAACCACUGGUGCCGGGGAUGCCAUCGGUGUCCUCGGCGGCCACUGUCUGUACUACACCGCCAAGAAGGCACUCGUCGACAGCUCUAUCAACAUGAAGUCCGAGUUCCAAACCGGUGUCCUGCUCGGCUCUGCCGCAUUUUGCAGUGGUACGGCGUGGCAACCACUCGUUGACGCCCUGCAGGGAGCGAACCUCAGCUUCGGAGGUGUCUUUGCCGGUACCUGGGUAGGAUGCGGAAUGGCCUUUUACGCUGGUCUCCGGGCCGGCCGAACUAUCCUCAGUGGGUAUAUGUCGCACAUCGAAGAACCUACUUAUGAGAACUCUAAGGCCGACGCCUCACUGAGCUGCGUCAUUGGAGGAGCCACUGGAUUCUUUGUGGGCACUGAUGCAGCGUACCUUCCCAAUCAGAACUUUUUGAUCAACAUUGUCGGAAUUCCUGAUGGCACGCCGGAUCUUGUCGGCUGCGGGAUUGCUGGCUCGUCAACGGCGCUGGGAUUCCUGACUUCCCAAUCGGUGUUCAAUGUCAUUUAUCCCACCGGAAAAUGCUGGAACGACUGAAACGAUGAAAAAAGGAAAUAAUCGUUCUUUCUUUUUUGCAACUCGAAGUUUUGAGCUAAAGCCAUUGGAAAUGCACAAAAGCACAGUUUUAAACAGAUGAUAUUAAUUUUUGGUAAUGCGUGACCUUUUGACGAACUACCGUUUUGAAUCGGGCGCAGAAUUUCACAAGGUAGUCUAUGAAGGCGCCUUGGAAAAGUGUCUUUCUCAGCAGCUUCGAUCACUGACCGACCAAAAAUCGCGUUCGUUGGUUUUCUAUCAACCAUGGAGGCCCAUAACCAUUGUAGCACGGUAGCACCAUAGCACCUUGGAUGUCGUAGUCAGUAUGAAAACUGGGAUUUUGGUGUUUACAUCCUAGUCGUACCGGUAUGGUAGCGUGGGAGUUCAAGUUGUGAGACAGUACAAUCACGAGUAGCUAGUGAAUAACCUCACUUUUUAUUG
Pseudo-nitzschia multistriata is the source of this 1489-nucleotide messenger RNA. NCBI's taxonomy places the organism in Eukaryota, Bacillariophyta, Bacillariophyceae, Bacillariales, Bacillariaceae. The record is from the annotation of a GenBank genome assembly.